AGCACUGGAGGAGGACCGGGCCGGGCGGGUGCGGGCCCGAGAUGGGCUGCGGGAGGGCGCCUCGCGCCUCAGUUUCCCUAUCCGGGGCGCCCUGCCUGGUGGUCUGGUGCGGGUUGCUUCGGGGAAGGGGAGAAGAGCCGGACACAGCGUGGGGCGCCGUGUUUGGUUUCCUUCGUUUGCGUUUAACGUCUUCUUUUGUUUGCCCUACUCUCCGCUCUCUCGUAAGCGUAGGUGCCGGUAUUCCGGGUGAACUUACAAAGUUGAGCCUGGUUCCGCAGCCGUGGAACUUUCCCGCCCGCGCAGGGGUGAAUGAGGCUGUCCCCGCGUCCCUUGCUCCCCGCGCUGUCUACAGUCGCCCUUACACACGCACGCACACACGCGCACACACGUUUUACUUUUUUAUCUUUGAAGUCGUUUUUGCGGCACUGGGGGUUGAACCCAGGGCCUUUGCACUGAGCUACAUUCCCAGCCCCCUUUUUAAAAUUGUUUUCAGACCGGGUCUCACUGAGUUGGUAAAUUCCUGAGCUCAAAUGCCUCGGCCUUCCAGAGUGCUGGGGUGACAGGCCUUGGCCACCAGUCCGGGCCAAAGUCUUUGUCGCACUCUCAAACCUUCCUAGAGGACACAACAGGUUGAUCCUCUUUCUUCAAACACAUGGACACUCCCUGAAUAUGAGGAGAAGGGGCCCAGGCGGGAUGGCAUCCAUGAGGGAAACCAGCUUUCCCGGGCACAGGGUCUUUGACCUCAGUGCUGUCUCCUUAGAUGAGCUGCAGAUGGAGGACCUCGGACACCUGGCCUCCCACAGACACCCCACCCAUGCGGCUCCCAUGGCUGGCAGGUUCCUAAAGCGAGACCGAAGUGUGGGUGCAAAACACUUGGGCGCCACCGCACCUGGAGGGCAGGGAAGGGGGCCCCGGCUCAGCUCAGGCAGGUCCCCCACCAGCACCCUGGCCGGCAACACUCUGGCAGCCACGGGGUCGCAGGUCCGAGCCCAUGCGGUGCUCAGGAAGGCGGCCCAGAUGGAAAGCAAGACCCUGGGCCGGGCGAAGGCAUGCUUGACGCGGGGUGACAUGGAGUCUGACCCCAAGACCGUGAGUGAGCGUCCCCCCGAGAAGUCAGAGGACGUGGCCUGUGAGAGCACUGCCAGCCCCCUGGCCUUCCAGACUCGAGCCCUCGCAGCCUCUGAGGUUGAGAGCCCGGUGCCAGGUAGGGACGGCAGGAGGUUCCUGAAGACAAAGGCACCAGCCGCGGAGGACAGGGUCCCACAGGUGCAGGUGCGGACACAGACGCAGAGGCCGAAAACUCCCUGGCAGAGUGAACCCGCUGGGAAGCUGAGCUCUUUGGACAGUGAUGCGGAGGAGAUGCACGCCGUGCUGGGGAGCCUGGCAGAGUUUUCCGGAGAAGAAACCUGCAGCCGUCUGGGGCUCCCCAGCGGGAAGGUCAGAGAGAGAGAGCCUGGGAGAACAGCCUCGCAGGAGCAGACCCGGACUCCGCAGAUCCGUCCCGGUGUGAAGCCUCCAUGGACACGGAGCCCGCCAGCCUCAGGGUCUGCACACAGGGCCCUCCAGGGUGCCCGCACACACGUGCACUCCCCACAGGCCUGCGUUUCCAGGGGCCCCGCCUCCUGCACGGCGUCACUUUCCGUCUCAGGCACCUCAGCACAGCCAGUGUCCUCCACAGCGGUGCCCGGCCAGCUUUCCUCCUCCUCCAGAAGGAGUGCAGCAGGGGCGGGCGAGGACGCAGCCCCAGACACUGGCAACCAGGAGGACGAUGACAGCCUGGACGAUUUUAGGGUCAAUAUUUUGUCGCUUGAUGACCUGGCCCCGGCUGUCAGUGAGAACUCAGACUUGGGACAGAAAGCAGCCGGCGCCCAGGGAGAGGAGUCGUCAGACAGGAACCUCGUGGCCCAGGCGCCUGCUCCCGCUGGACUGGAAGCGCCGCGAUGUCCUCAGCCUCGGAGCUCUGCAUGCCAGGGUGCGGCCAGUCCUGGAGCUGGGGACAAGGGCGUCCCCACGGAGAGCGAGAGCGAGAGCGAGGUGUCCGAGCGCCUGGGCGACAGCGUGCGCAGCAGGCUGGGGUCCUUGGCCCUGGAGUCGAGCUCAGCGAGCACAGCGUACUCUGAGGACUUCGAGCCCACACCCAGCCCCUCCGAGGACGCCCCCGAGGGGAUGCAGGAGACCGCGUCCUCCAGCACAGGGGCAGCGCUGCUCCCCAGGCCCCCCGCAUCGAGGCAGCCGCGGGCCAGGCCCAUGGCGAGGGUCACACUGAGGGACACGGCAGUGCAGACCCUGGACGUCGCCUCCGCCCGUCCGUGGGCAGAGGCGGACGGCGUGGCCCUGGGAGGCAGCUGCGUGGACCCGGCACCCAUCGCCCCGCACGUGGUCAGUGCGGAAGCCAUAGAAGCCCUGACAGCCCACAGCCCCGCCACGGUGGCCCUCGACGACCUGCUGAGGCAGCAGCUGCACCUGACGCAGCAGUUCAUCCAGGCCAGCCGCCACCUGCACGUGUCGCUCCUGCGCUCGCUGGACGGGGACGCCUUCCACUACCACAGCCUGGAGGAGGCCAAGGAGUACAUCAGGCGCCACAGGCCCAGCCUGCUGAGCAGGGCGGAUGCCGUGCCGGACGCAGAGGAGCCGUGAGCGCCAGGGCCCACCGUGGGACAGACAUGGCCCUUUCCGGGGGCGCAGUCGAGGCCUUUCCAUCUGUCCCGAGGUGUGAGCGACUCCGGGGCCAUCACCUCGUGGCUGGGCGAGGAGACUGAGACCGGCGGCUCCAGGGACGGGCAGGGCAGCAAGGGCAGACCUCGGUGCGGCUCCGCCACGCAGGUGGCACGGCGGCCAGCGGGUGACAGCUGAGCACCAGGGCGACAGCCCGGGUCACACUCCUGAGGCCGGGCUUUAGAAAAGGGCUUUAUUGGAAAGCAAAACAGUAAAAUCCACCAAAAAGUGUGAA
Chinchilla lanigera (long-tailed chinchilla) is the source of this 2950-nucleotide messenger RNA. Its product is annotated as chromosome unknown open reading frame, human C19orf44. The transcript is spliced from 8 exons. NCBI's taxonomy places the organism in Eukaryota, Metazoa, Chordata, Mammalia, Rodentia, Chinchillidae. The record is from RefSeq and is a predicted model, not a curated record. Bases 670 to 2637 code for a protein of 655 amino acids.